AUAGAAAUUAUAUAGCAAUUUAUAAUUUGUGGUAUUUGUUUAAAUUGAAUGAAAAAUUAUGGUUUUUUUGGUGACCACAUCCGAGACUCAAGAACACUGAAUUUGUGGGGAUGAAGUGGAACCAUUGAAUUUAAUCCGAACUCAAGAACACCUUGAUGCCAUUCUGUGGAAGAGGAAAACUGGACCUUCAUGCAAUUCUGUGGAAGAGAAAAACUUUAUCAGCAUUUUGUACAGCUAUAUUACUAAAGUUGAUGGGCCUUGACCCCAUUCUGUUCGGCCUCUUGUGAUUGUAUUAAAGUGUAGGGCCAUAUUUUAUGGAUUUGUGCCAUGUUUACCAAAACUGUUUCUGCCAUUGGAUUGAAAAAAAUGGAGGGAAAAUUGGAAUGAAAUUGUUGCAUUGAUUUCUCAUGGGCUUUUAUAUAUAUAGUAGAUUAGGAUCUUCUCGGUAUUUUAAAAUUUUAAUCAAAAUAAUUGUACACUCUAUUUUCUUUCAUUAAGUAUUACAUAACUUAAUUUAAGACAUGACGCCGGUGGAAGAUAAGCUGCGGGAAGCGAGGUUGAGAUGGUUUGGUCAUAUGAGGCGGCGGAAUGCUGACGCCCCUUUGGAGCCGGGGGUCUCUUGGAAACAGCCUCUCUACUUCCGAGUAGGGCGUUGGGGGGAAUCGGUCGUCGGCCACUGGUUUUCCUUCAUGGUUCCAGCAGAUUCUGCUCACCGCUUCAACAACGGAUCUCCAGCGGAUUGCUUGGGCAAUAUGGAUCCCACAAAUGGGUGUAAAUGUGCGGCUGCUGCUAUUACUCGUGCGCAGGUGGAGCGAGAUAAAACCAUAGAUUUUCUCCUCGACCUUGAUGAUGAGCAAUUUGGUCAUAUUCGGUCGCAAAUUAUGGCUACCGAACCUGUGCCGGAUAUAGAUCGCGCCUAUUCUUUGAUUUCACAAGAGGAACGUCACCGGUCUAUCGUUCGUUCUCGUGACGAUCACACCGACUUUGUGGCCUUUGCCACACGGUCCGAUCGCCGCCCGCCUACUACUGGCAAGUUUCUGUGCUCACAUUGUGGUCUGACUAGUCACACGGUCGAAACUUGUUAUGAACUUAUUGGUUUUCCCACUCAAUAUAACAAAGGUCCCAGUGGUCGUGGUUAUUCGGGCAGCAACCGUGGAGGUCGUGGAGGCCAUGGGGCAGGUCCAGCCGGUAGCCAUGGUGGCCGCGGCUCUGGCAGUACUCCAGCCGUUGUUCCAGGCAGUAGCCAGCCGGCAGUGACCACCACCAGCAGUGGGUCCCCCGCGGCAGUGCACGCAGCGUCAGGUGACGCGCAAUCUUCCCUCAGUGGUCAGAUGAGUCGACUUAUGUCUAUGUUGGAAGCCUCCGCAUCACAUGCUUACUCUAGUAUUUUCUCUUCUUAUGAUUGGAUUAUAGAUAGCGGUGCUUCACAUCACAUGACGGUCCAACCAGUUCUAAAUCCCGCCGACGUCGACUUCCCCGUCACCUCUCCGCCGGCUGCCUCCCUCGGCAAUACCACCGAGCAACCCAGCUCGUCUGCCGUCCCUGUCUUGUCUCCCGUCACUGUCCCGUCUCCCACCCCUGUCCCGACGACCAAACAGCCCCUCAUUCCCGUCACUGUCCAGUCGACGGGCGAGUCUCCCUCGUCCGUCCCGUCCCCUUCUCCAUUACCUCCUCGCACACGUCGCCUCCCCACCCACCUCAAUGACAAUGUGCUUCAUUCUGUAUCUCCCGUCACUCCGUCUUCCUCUUCACCUAGCUCAGUCUCGUCUGGUACCCGGUUCCCGAUUACUAACUAUGUUCAUUAUGAUAAGUUGCAUAACAGGUACAAGGGCUUUGUUGGUGCUAUAGAUGCUUCUCUGGUUCCCACUUCAUUUGGAGAAGCCGUCCGGUUUGCUUCUUGGAGGGAAGCUAUGGCAUAGGAAUUCAAUGCAUUGGAGCGUAAUCAUACCUGGGAGAUUACUGAUUUA
This is a messenger RNA of Cuscuta campestris, 1967 nucleotides long. The record is from the annotation of a GenBank genome assembly. Lineage: Eukaryota; Viridiplantae; Streptophyta; Magnoliopsida; Solanales; Convolvulaceae.